Molecule: messenger RNA, 2512 nt
Organism: Hydra vulgaris (swiftwater hydra)
Lineage: Eukaryota; Metazoa; Cnidaria; Hydrozoa; Anthoathecata; Hydridae
Source: RefSeq, a predicted model, not a curated record
UACUCAACCGUAUGCGUAAAUUCAUAAUCUUAAGUUCUAUGUUUGUAUUCAAGGAGUGAAGGAGUUACAACAAUAUAAAUAAAAGAUGCUAUAACAAUAAAUAUAGUCUUGCAACAUUUUACCAACUUCUUAUUAAAUAGUAGAACUUACUAUAUUUGAACAAAAAAAAAAUUAAAAAGUGAAACCUAAAACGUUGGACGUAAUAACAUAGUAUUUUUUACAUAAAUAAUUGUUUAUAUUUUAAAAGAAGAUGCUAUUGCUUUUUGUAUGUUUUGUGUUUGUACAAGCUAAAGAUCGUCAUAAACUAAAAUUGCAUAAUAGUGGCUUACCAAGGUCUGAAGACGUUUUCAAUGCAGAUGCAAAUAGCAUAAAUUCCGAUUUUAUUAACCAUGGAAACCAGGUUUUCUUAUAUCAAGGAAAUAUUAUUGGUACACUCGAUGUUUUGCAGAAGGAGUACUUUGUCUCUUUUGAUAUUUUUCCUAAAACAUACACUAAAGGCUGGAAAAACGUUAUUCAUUUAACUCAGAAUAAAGAUUUUGGAGAUUAUGGUGAUAGAAUUCCAGGCGUUUGGUUUAAUGAAGAUGGCUCAGGAAAACUUUCCAUUCGUACUGCGGUUAGGGGCGAUAAUAACUUCAAUGUUGAAACAGAUCCUCUUCCUUUAAAUCAAUGGACUAAUAUUAAAAUAGGCCAAGUUAUGCGUCAUUAUAGUUAUUGGUUUUUUGUUUAUUUGGAUGGAUUCAGAAUUUAUAUUGUUGAAAACACUGAUGCUAGAGAUUUUAAAAACGUUAAGGUAUAUGCUUCUGAUCCUUGGUAUGCUGCCCAAAAUGGUCUUAUUUCUAAUAUACUCAUUAUUAAUGGAAAUGCUGAAAAUAUUGUUGGUAGUAUCCCUUCUGAAUUAGUUAAAGGAAAACUAGUUGCAGAGAUACCAAAGCUUAAGAAGGAGUAUUUAGUUUCAUUUGAUGUCUAUCCAAGUAAGUUUGUUGCUGGUCAGCAUAGUGUUAUUCACUUUUCUAUUGGUUCUGAUUUGGGUCAUUACGGUGAUCGUGUUCCUGGUAUUUGGUUUAAUGCUGAUGGAAAAGGUGGUCUUUACGUUUCUGCACCAAUUAAUGGUAAUUUUGACAAAUUUUUUAUCACAAAUCCAAUUGGAUUGAAUGAGUGGUCUAACAUUGAAAUUAGUCAAAUUUUAAGAAACUCAGUUUAUAUAUACACAAUCAAAAUAAAUAAAGAAAUCGUCUUUUCUGAAAUUAAUAACCAAGUACAAAGUUUUGAUAAUGUAAAAGUAUAUGCAGCAGAUCCUUGGUAUGAUGUUCAAAAUGGUUUCAUAAAAGAUUUUUUUGUUGUCAAUGGUUUUACAAAUGAUGGAUUUCAGCCAGUUAUUGUUCUACCUAAAGAAAAUAUUAUCCAAAGAAACCAGUUACACUUAAAUGUCAGCACUUUUUUUGGAUCACUCUAUGUUUUGAAAAAGGAGUUUACUGUCUCUUUCGAUGUUUUUCCUAAAAUAUACAAUGAAAGCAUUAAAGAAGUUUUUUAUUUAAGUGAGACAGAAAUUUCGGGAAUCGAUCGUUACAGAAUUUUAGAGGUUUGGUUUCUCGAUGACUCAGAAAAACUUGCAAUUAACUCUGCAUUUACUAAUCGAGGUGCCUACUUUAUUUUAACACCUAAACUUCCUUUAAAUCAAUGGUCUAAUGUUAAAAUAUGUCAAAGUAUGCGUAAAAAUAUGUAUUGGUUUUCUGUUUAUCUGAAUGGAGUCAACAUUUAUGAUAAUGAAAACUCUAAUGCUAGAGAAUUUAAUAACAUUAUGGCAUAUGCUUCUGAUCCUAGAUAUUUGGCCAACAAUUUUAUAAUCUCAAAUAUUCUCAUUUUUAAUGGAAAUGCUGAUACUUUCGUUGGCAGUUCUCCUUUUGAAUUAGUAAAAGGAAAAAUAAUUGCAGAGAUACCAAAGCUUUUUAAAGAGUUUUUGGUUUCAUUUGAUGUCUAUCCAAGAGAGUUUGUUGCUGGUUGGCAUAGUGUUAUUCACUUUUCUAUUGGUUCUGAUUCGGCUCAUUACGGUGAUCGUGUUCCUGGCAUUUGGUUUAAUGCUGAUGGAAAAGGUGGUCUUCACGUUUCAGCUCCAAUUAAUGGUAACUUGAACAGAUUUUUUAACACAAAUCCAAUCGGAUUAAAUCAGUGGUCUAACAUUGAAGUUAGUCAAAUUUUAAGAAACUCAGUUUAUGUAUACACAAUCAAAAUAAAUAAAGAAAUCGUCUUUUCUGAAAUUAAUAACCAAGUACAAAGUUUUGAUAAUGUAAAAGUAUAUGCAGCAGAUCCUUGGUAUGAUGUUCAAAAUGGUUUAAUAAAGGAUUUUUUUGUCGUCAAUGGUAUUACAGGGAACGCUUAAAAAGACCGAGUUGAUGAUGUAAAAAAUGUGGAACAGGCACAAAUAAAAAUAUUUUGUAUAAAAAUCAACAUCCAUAUGUAAAUUUGUAUAACUGUAAUAGUAUUAUACAAUGAAGAAUAAAUUUUGUUUUACAAA